AUGGCGUCCCGCAGCGCACACAAGAACACACGUCUGUCGGCGCCACUGAGGGAGGCGCAGGUCCAGGAGCGACCAGGACCGUCCAGGACGAAGGCAUGGGACACAUCUGCACACAUGGACCAGACAUCCACAUCAGAACCAUGGACCAUGGACCAGACAUCCACAUCAGAACCAUGGACCAUGGACCAGACAUCCACAUCAGAACCAUGGACCAUGGACCAGACAUCCACAUCAGAACCAUGGACCAUGGACCAGACAUCCACAUCAGAACCAUGGACCAGACAUCCACAUCAGAACCAUGGACCAUGGACCAGACAUCCACAUCAGAACCAUGGACCAUGGACCAGACAUCCACAUCAGAACCAUGGACCAUGGACCAGACAUCCACAUCAGAACCAUGGACCAUGGACCAGACAUCCACAUCAGAACCAUGGACCAGACAUCCACAUCAGAACCAUGGACCAGACAUCCACAUCAGAACCAUGGACCAUGGACCAGACAUCCACAUCAGAACCAUGGACCAGACAUCCACAUCAGAACCAUGGACCAUGGACCAGACAUCCACAUCAGAACCAUGGACCAUGGACCAGACAUCCACAUCAGAACCAUGGACCAUGGACCAGACAUCUACAUCAGAACCAUGGACCAUGGACCAGACAUCCACAUCAGAAACCAUGGACCAUGGACCAGACAUCCACAUCAGAACCAUGGACCAGACAUCCACAUCAGAACCAUGGACCAUGGACCAGACAUCCACAUCAGAACCAUGGACCAUGGACCAGACAUCCACAUCAGAACCAUGGACCAUGGACCAGACAUCCACAUCAGAACCAUGGACCAUGGACCAGACAUCCACAUCAGAACCAUGGACCAGACAUCCACAUCAGAACCAUGGACCAUGGACCAGACAUCCACAUCAGAACCAUGGACCAGACAUCCACAUCAGAACCAUGGACCAUGGACCAGACAUCCACAUCAGAACCAUGGACCAUGGACCAGACAUCCACAUCAGAACCAUGGACCAGACAACCACAUCAGAACCAUGGACCAUGGACCAGACAUCCACAUCAGAACCAUGGACCAUGGACCAGACUUCCACAUCAGAACCAUGGACCAGACUUCCACAUCAGAACCAUGGACCAUGGACCAGACAUCCACAUCAGAACCAUGGACCAUGGACCAGACAUCCACAUCAGAACCAUGGACCAUGGACCAGACAUCCACAUCAGAACCAUGGACCAUGGACCACACAUCCACAUCAGAACCAUGGACCAUGGACCAGACAUCCACAUCAGAACCAUGGACCAAGGACCAGACAUCCACAUCAGAACCAUGGACCAUGGACCAGACAUCCACAUCAGAACCAUGGACCAAGGACCAGACAUCCACAUCAGAACCAUGGACCAUGGACCAGACAUCCACAUCAGAACCAUGGACCAUGGACCAGACAUACACAUCAGAACCAUGGACCAAGGACCAGACAUCCACAUCAGAACCAUGGACCAAGGACCAGACAUCCACAUCAGAACCAUGGACCAGACAUCCACAUCAGAACCAUGGACCAUGGACCAGACAUCCACAUCAGAACCAUGGACCAGACAUCCACAUCAGAACCAUGGACCAUGGACCAGACAUCCACAUCAGAACCAUGGACCAGACAUCCACAUCAGAACCAUGGACCAGACAUCCAGAUCAGAACCAUGGACCAUGGACCAGACAUCCACAUCAGAACCAUGGACCAUGGACCAGACAUCCACAUCAGAACCAUGGACCAUGGACCAGACAUCCACAUCAGAACCAUGGACCAUGGACCAGACAUCCACAUCAGAACCAUGGACCAUGGACCAGACAUCCACAUCAGAACCAUGGACCAUGGACCAGACAUCCAGAUCAGAACCAUGGACCAUGGACCAGACAUCCACAUCAGAACCAUGGACCAGACAUCCACAUCAGAACCAUGGACCAUGGACCAGACAUCCACAUCAGAACCAUGGACCAUGGACCAGACAUCCACAUCAGAACCAUGGACCAGACAUCCACAUCAGAACCAUGGACCAUGGACCAGACAUCCACAUCAGAACCAUGGACCAAGGACCAGACAUCCACAUCAGAACCAUGGACCAUGGACCAGACAUCCACAUCAGAACCAUGGACCAAGGACCAGACAUCCACAUCAGAACCAUGGACCAUGGACCAGACAUCCACAUCAGAACCAUGGACCAAGGACCAGACAUCCACAUCAGAACCAUGGACCAUGGACCAGACAUCCACAUCAGAACCAUGGACCAUGGACCAGACAUCCACAUCAGAAGAACCAUGGACCAGACAUCCACAUCAGAACCAUGGACCAUGGACCAGACAUCCACAUCAGAACCAUGGACCAUGGACCAGACAUCCACAUCAGAACCAUGGACCAUGGACCAGACAUCCACAUCAGAACCAUGGACCAUGGACCAGACAUCCACAUCAGAACCAUGGACCAGACAACAACCACAUCAGAACCAUGGACCAUGGACCAGACAUCCACAUCAGAACCAUGGACCAUGGACCAGACAUCCAGAUCAGAACCAUGGACCAUGGACCAGACAUCCACAUCAGAACCAUGGACCAGACAUCCACAUCAGAACCAUGGACCAAGGACCAGACAUCCACAUCAGAACCAUGGACCAUGGACCAGACAUCCACAUCAGAACCAUGGACCAAGGACCAGACAUCCACAUCAGAACCAUGGACCAGACAUCCACAUCAGAACCAUGGACCAUGGACCAGACAUCCACAUCAGAACCAUGGACCAUGGACCAGACAUCCACAUCAGAACCAUGGACCAGACAUCCACAUCAGAACCAUGGACCAGACAUCCACAUCAGAACCAUGGACCAAGGACCAGACAUCCACAUCAGAACCAUGGACCAUGGACCAGACAUCCACAUCAGAACCAUGGACCAAGGACCAGACAUCCACAUCAGAACCAUGGACCAUGGACCAGACAUCCACAUCAGAACCAUGGACCAUGGACCAGACAUCCACAUCAGAACCAUGGACCAUGAACCAUGGACCAUAGUUCUCUCUGAAACAGCUUUGAUUAGAACUGAUCAGACCAAAUCCAACCAAACGUCUGCUGCUUCAUUCAGUCCUGGAGAAGGGUUCUGCAGCAGCACACAUGGUACCUACAGCCCACCUGGUACUUAA
Messenger RNA from Knipowitschia caucasica, 3189 nucleotides. The record is from the annotation of a GenBank genome assembly. Lineage: Eukaryota; Metazoa; Chordata; Actinopteri; Gobiiformes; Gobiidae.